Equus caballus (horse) is the source of this 2060-nucleotide messenger RNA. It is a transcript of the gene CREG1, whose product is annotated as cellular repressor of E1A stimulated genes 1. The record is from RefSeq and is a predicted model, not a curated record. Lineage: Eukaryota; Metazoa; Chordata; Mammalia; Perissodactyla; Equidae.
GGCCCGUCUCGGCAGGCGGAGGCCGGCCAGCGGGCGGGCGCGGGGCCUGCGGGUCCCCGGGCACCGGACUGUCGCCGCAGCCACCGCCAUGGCCGGGCGUGUCCGCGGCUCCGCGCGCGCGCUGCUCGCCGCCCUGCUGGCGCCGGCGCUGGUGGCGCUGCUGGUGACGCCGGCGCGGGGCCGGGGCGGCCGGGACCACGGGGACUGGGACGCCGCCGUGCUGCUGCCGCCGCUGCCGCCCCGCGAGGACGCGGCGCGCGUGGCCCGCUUCGUGGCGCACGUCUGCGACUGGGGCGCGCUGGCCACCGUCGCCACGGAGGAGGCGGUGCGCGGCUGGCCCUUCGCCGACGUCCUGUCGCUCAGCGACGGGCCCCCGGGCGCGGGCAGCGGCGUGCCUUACUUGUACCUGAGCCCGCUGCAGCAGGCCGUGAGCCACCUGCAGGAGAAUCCGCAUGCUACGCUGACCAUGUCUUUGGCACAGACUGACUUCUGCAGGAAACAUGGAUAUGAUCCCCAGAGUCCCCUCUGUGCUCACAUAAUACUGGCAGGAACUGUUACCAAGGUGAAUGAAACAGAAGUGGACUUUGCAAAGCGUUCAUUAUUCAUUCGACACCCUGAGAUGAAAACCUGGCCUUCCAGCCAUAAUUGGUUCUUCGCUAAGUUGAACAUAACCAAUAUCUGGGUCCUGGACUUCUUUGGGGGACCAAAAAUAGUGACGCCUGAAGAAUAUUACAACGUCACAUUUCAGUGAAGCAGAAUAUGGAGAAUUUAACCACAUGUGUGAGGUUGCUUGGGGUGGCUCAUCAGACUUGAAGGGCUUAAUGUUUCUCUCUGGAAGGAUCCUGGAAGAUUAGCCACUUGUCUUUCACAUGCUGGUUUGUUUGCUUGCUUGCUUCUUUACAGGAAUAGGUGGCCCUGUUACUGGAUUUCUUGGAAGAUGUGGUUGCUAGAUAUUUUGUUCAUAUUUUGAAGCCAUUUUCUUAGAGACAUGUCUUUUAUUAUGAUCAAAGAAAUUCUGUCCCAUCGAUUCCGAAUAGUUUCCCAGCGGUGCUCCUUGAAGAGGGGCAGGCCCCAGGCUGGACUGCCCGCUGGCAUUUGAAGGUGCUUGAGGGUGUGUAUGGGUCCCUGGAAGCCACUGUCCUGGGGGAGGGCGUCGCUCACCCCGGCUGCCCUGAGCCUGCAAAGGGGUGGGCUCCUGUUGUAAGUGCCCGAAUAAAUCUUGCCAAGACAUGAAACCCAAAUGGGGCUGCCUACUUGUGGCCCAUUCACAUCUGACAGUCCUGGGUAUUGUUGAUCCAACACAGGGCAAAACUAUUAAAGAACUUUGUUUCUUUUUUUUAAGUUUUCAAAUCUGGGGCAAUAAUUACCUAGAAUAAAAAAAAGUUCAUGAAACUUUUCCUGAAUUUGAUUUCCCCACCUAAGUGGAGACUGUAUAAUUUGUUUCUUCCACCCAAACACACAAUCAUACACACGUACACAUUAUUAUUAUUCUUUUGCCCCAAAAUGGGAUUGCAAAAGAAAAAGAAGGCAGGAGGGUGUUCUGUGUGUAAGUUGUUUCUCGUUCUUUGAUAAGCAGAGUUAACCCAGACAUGCGUCACCUCAGCUGGAGUCAUACGACCCCCCCCCCCCCCCCCAUGGCUGUGUUAAUAAUGCUGCCUCAGCAGUGACCUAGGCUUCCUCAACUGCUCUGAGUCCCUAAAUUGCUCCUAACGCUGUGACUACUUAAAUCAGGUGAUCAAAGGGAAGGUAACAUGACAUUUUUUUAAAAAAAAUCACAUUUCUUCAGAAGAGAAGAAACUAUUCAGUUUUACUACUGACAUGCUUGAUUUCAGAAGGUGAGCUUCCUUGUAAAGAGGUGUUGUGAAUCAAGCCGCUGAGUCUUCAAAUGGCUAAGAGAAAGGAAGUUGAAUAUGAAUCAUGAAUCAUGCUUGUAACUAUAAAAUGAACUUACCUGGAAUCCAGCAAACAGCUUGUGUUUAAGAAAAAUGAUUUAUGUCAAACUUGGUAAAAUGGGUUCAGUAUUUAAAGCACCAAUAAUUAAAAGCAUUAUUUUAAUGAAA